AUGGAAAAAGCUAAUCAGACCUCCCCAGUGGGGUUCAUUCUCCUGGGCCUCUCAGCCCACCCAAGGCUGGAGAAAACAUUCUUUGUGCUCAUCCUGCCCAUGUACCUGGUGACCCUGCUGGGCAACGGGGUCCUCAUCCUGGUGACCAUCCUUGACUCCCGCCUACACAAGCCCAUGUACUUCUUCCUGAGGAACCUCUCCUUGCUGGACAUCUGCUACACAGCCUCCUCAGUCCCUCUGGUCCUGGAUGGCUUCCUGGCCCCCCAGGAAACCAUCUCUUUCUCCACCUGUGCCGUGCAGAUGUUCCUCUCCUUUGCCAUGGCAGGGACAGAGUGUGUGCUCCUGAGCAUGAUGGCGUUUGACCACUACAUGGCCACUUGCAACCCCCUUAGAUACCCUGCGGUCAUGAGCAAGGCUGCCUAUGUGCCCAUGGCUGCCGGCUCCCGGGCUAUUGGUGGUGCUGCUUCUCUGGUACACACAUCCUUGGCAAUUCUGCUGCCCCUCUGUGGGGACAACAUCAUCAACCACUUCACCUGUGAGAUCCUGGCUGUCCUGAAGUUGGCCUGUGCUGGCAUCUCCAUCAAUGUGAUCAGCAUGGGCGUGACCAAUGUGAUCUUCCUGGGGGUCCCAGUUCUGUUCAUCUCUGCCUCUUAUGUCUUCAUCAUUGCUACCAUCCUGAGGAUCCCCUCAGCUGAGAGGAGGAAAAAGGCCUUCUCCACCUGCUCUGCCCACCUCACUGUGGUGAUAAUAUUCUAUGGGACCUUAUUUUUCAUGUAUGGGAAGCCCAAGUCUAAGCACCCCCUGGGGGUAGACAAAGAGGAUCUUUCAGACAAGCUCAUCCCCCUCUUCUAUGGGGUGGUGACCCCCAUGCUCAACCCCAUCAUCUACAGCCUGAGGAACAAGGAUGUGAAGGCCGCUGUGAGGAAACUGGUGAGUCAGAAAUUCUGGAAAAAAAAAUAG
Molecule: messenger RNA, 960 nt
Organism: Balaenoptera ricei (Rice's whale)
Lineage: Eukaryota; Metazoa; Chordata; Mammalia; Artiodactyla; Balaenopteridae
Product: olfactory receptor 2S2-like
Biological process (GO): G protein-coupled receptor signaling pathway
Cellular component (GO): membrane
Molecular function (GO): olfactory receptor activity; G protein-coupled receptor activity
Source: RefSeq, a predicted model, not a curated record